Molecule: messenger RNA, 3354 nt
Organism: Microsporum canis CBS 113480
Lineage: Eukaryota; Fungi; Ascomycota; Eurotiomycetes; Onygenales; Arthrodermataceae
Exons: 3
Coding region: 1-3354 (1117 amino acids)
Biological process (GO): mRNA export from nucleus; positive regulation of DNA-templated transcription; protein import into nucleus
Cellular component (GO): nuclear pore outer ring
Molecular function (GO): structural constituent of nuclear pore
Source: RefSeq, a predicted model, not a curated record
AUGUCCACGACACCAGCCGGAGCGCCCCCUUCCUCUGCUGCCUCAUUUACUCCUGCAGGACUUCCACCAUCCUCAGUGUCUGGAAGCUCACAGCCAGGUACACGGCGUGCUUUGAACUUUUCCGACAGCCGAUUCGACCAGUCAACCAAUUCAUAUACAGACAAUGACCUUUUAUCCUUCUCUACUACCUCGUCCAAUUUCCCGAGGGAGCUGGAUUCUCCUUCAUCCAGCUAUCUGUCACAACGACCACCACCUCACAAUAAUCUCAGAUCUAUAUUCCACAAGAAUAAAGGGACCAGAGGGCCAUUCGAUUCAAAUAGACAUAUACCACUAUCUCAAGAUAACGAACCUGGUACUACGGAUAACCGAGAACCUGAAGAUAAUGGAAUAGGAUGGUCACCAAGUAAAGAUGGUGGCUCGUUCAACAACUCUCUUUUUCCACCAGCCGCUAAAAGUCAACCAUCCCGGCUCCUGCGAAAACCGUUGAUAUACUCGAAUCCGACUGGUGCAAAGCGCGCAAAACUUGAUGAAAGCUGGAUACAGUCUGCACCUCCAGGCAACGACCAGCCACCAAAACAAAAGAAGGACUCUAAUUUUCCGUCAAUCGUUAAGGAUCUUGCCUCUAGAGCGAGUCUGGCUUCGGUUGAUGAGCCGAGUGAGCUGCUGUUAGGAAUGGAGGACGCUAUAUGUCGCAUGUACGAUCAAGUCCGCGAUCGUAAUUCCGAUGAUGACAUUGUCGACUCAAGCCUUUCCGCUGUGUCUGAUGAGCUUUCGUCUUUGUGGCAGAGGUAUUCACCAAAUAUGAUGGAAGAAAAAGAUGGUGUUCCUCGUAGCGGAGGAAUUGGGCCUGGAGAGUCGUCACCAGCUAUCAUGAAAGCUGUAUUCUUAAGCUCAUUGCUACUACAAAUUCACCACCCUCCACUACUCGAGCCCACCCUCAAGGAUUCUAAAUCAUCUCGCAGCAUGUUUCGCGACCUAGUGAUGAGAGAUGAGCCCUUGCCAAAGGUCCCCAUACCCAAGGUCCUAUUUCAAUGGCUAUGGAGGCACCACGACCUGGAGACCGUCCAUUUAAAUAUGCUGCAAGAUAUCCAACCUAAUCCCACUGCCUCGCCUAUGUUCUGGAAGUUCAUCCUCAAGUCCGUAAUGCGUUCUAAGUUUGAUAAUGUGACAACACUCCUAAGCGAGGCAGACUUUAGUUAUGCUAGGACUGCUAUGGAAGAUGGAUAUGAGCAGCCGGGGUACCAUGGUUCGCAGCUACAAAAUAUCCAACAAUGCGUGAACAAAGUCCUCCAGCUUCUUAAAACAUGUCCGGCAGUUCAAUGCGACGACUGGGAUAUCAAAGGAGUAGAAUGGACCAUGUUCAGGAAACAAGUGAACGCUGCGAUGCUGGAUCUAGAAGAUAUGGCUGAGAGUGGCCAAGCGCAAUCUCCCGACGAUGACGAAAGGCCAUUCGUCGCUCCGCAUUUCGGCAUCUCACUUCAACGUCCUGACUCUAUGUCAUUUAGUCACAGUGCUCGCAUGGCAGAGAGCCGAAUACCAUGGUCCGUAUACCAAAACAUCAAAGCUAUGUAUAGUAUUCUGUGUGGUGAUGCGGAAAGCAUUUUAGAUCACUCCGAGGAUUGGGUAGAAGCCACUAUUGCUCUCACUGCGUGGUGGGAUGGCGAUGAUGAUAGCGAUAUUUUGGUGGGCGCAAAGAGGAAAGGUUCAACGAAGCGCCGCUCUCAGGCACCUCGGGCAGUUGAUUCAAACACCGAGGAGUCAUACCUACGACGUCUUGACUAUGCAUACAGCUCAGUAACUGAUACUUUAGGUUCUGCCGGUUUCCAAAUUAACUCGAUGAACCCCUGUGAAGUUGGGCUGGCUUCUAUAUGCGAAGGAAAUGUCGAAAGCGUGCUUCGACUUUUGCAAACUUGGUCUCUUGCUGUAAGUGCUGCAACAGCUGAAAUUGCAAGUUUCGGCGGUUGGCUUGCUGCAUCGACGGGAUCCGAGCCGAUGCGCGGAUUUAACGAAAGCGACCUUAUGGUUCUCAGCUAUGGACAGCCUGAGAAACCACUGCAAAAGGACGAUAUUCUAAUCAAUUACGCGAAUGGUGUCUUUUUGCGGAAUCGUCUCGGUGAUAGAGGCGCUAGAGAGGGAUGGGAACUCUCCUUGGAGGUGCUGAGUCGCCUUGAUGAUCAGGAGAUAAUGAGGACCAAGGUCAGGGAGCUGAUGGACAAGGUAUCCCUGGAUACAGCCGAUAAAAUGGACAAGGCUGUGGUUUUGUGUGCAGAAGUGGGCUUCAGUGAUGAAGGCAGGCGAGUGUCAGAGCGAUACGGUGAUCAAGUGGCUGAAGUGUCUGAGAAUUAUGGAACUGCCCUGAUAUGCUAUGCGCGUGCCCACUGCUCUCGGAAGAUUAAGAAUGUGAUUGACCUACUCACAUCCUUCUGCCUUAUACAAUCUAGGGCCUAUCCAGCAAAGGGUCAGCUCGACGAUCAGCUUCGUUCGCUUCUUUAUGAUCCCUCUACCGCGUUGUCUGCCAUUGCAUCCGUGGACGCGGAGGGAGCUGCUAUGCUUCAGUUUUACUUCAGCAGUUAUGCCACGCUACGAUCUUACUACGAAAUCCGAGAUGAGGAAGCCAAUUCCGAUUCAGACAACGUGCCUAGGCAUCGUCCACUCGCACGAAAACGGGAAGCUGCGAGGGCCUUGGUGGCUGUUAUCCGAAGUGCGGCUGACAGCAUCUAUGGUGGUUUGUAUGACCCAGACAGGCAAUCCGCCGCCCAGGUUGAUGGGCUACUCGUCUUGCUUGGCGAAGCACUAGCGCUUCUUGACCCCAAUCCCAACCAAUUUUUGAACACUGAUCAGCAACUUACUAUUCUUGCGGCAAUUGAAGACCUUCAAACCGUUACUGAGCGAGUAUAUGAGCAGUGUGAAGCAUGUCUUCAGUCCGCUUUAUACCACCGCCUGCAUUUCGACGAAGGAAACGAUACCGGGGCUGGCAACUCAUUCACUAAUUCGGGGCCGUCAAUGUCCGCCUUCUUUGCCACAUCACCCCAAAAGCUACUGAAGAAAUCCAUCUCAUCUACGACCUUGACGAGCGGGUUCACUCUCAUUGGCAGCGAGAUGUUGGAAGGCUCACAGUCGAUCAGCGGAUCUAGGGAGAUGGGUGAUUCUGGCUUCCUUGUUCCCAGAUCAGGAGUGUCUGGCAGCAAGAGCAAGGGCAAAGACAGCCAGAAUGACGUCCAACGAAUUCAACGCGGAUGGGAUUGGAGAGACAAGGCUCCCGAAGGCGUCAAAGGUGAAGAUAUAUUAAAAAAGCUUAGGCUAUUGCUUGCUCGUGGGAUAGCUUUUGGCGCAUUGGAUGGUGGUGUGAUAUAG